Xiphias gladius (swordfish) is the source of this 2627-nucleotide messenger RNA. It is a transcript of the gene wdr91, whose product is annotated as WD repeat domain 91. Bases 187 to 2448 code for a protein of 753 amino acids. Gene Ontology annotation, cellular component: late endosome membrane; early endosome membrane; extrinsic component of endosome membrane. Gene Ontology annotation, biological process: early endosome to late endosome transport. Lineage: Eukaryota; Metazoa; Chordata; Actinopteri; Istiophoriformes; Xiphiidae. The transcript is spliced from 18 exons. Gene Ontology annotation, molecular function: phosphatidylinositol 3-kinase regulator activity; protein binding. The record is from RefSeq and is a predicted model, not a curated record.
UUCUCUUUAUUGCGGUCGAAUAGUUGACAUUUUAUUAAAUUCAGAAGAUGGCAGAGGGGCAUCUCCGGGCUCCAGGGGUUACGUGGAUCUAAAUAACGUCCAUUCCGUUUUCGCGGGUUGAAUGUUUUGUUUCGCGGCUGAACACUGAACAUAAUCUUGAUUGUCCGCCGAGGGUGAGAGGUCACCAUGGGGUCAGCAGUGGAGAGGACAGAUGAACACGUGAGGGAGUAUCUGAUCUACCGCGGCUUUACCAGCACUCUGAAACACUUGGACAGCGAGAUCAAAGCUGACAAGGAGAAAGGCUUCAGGGUGGAUAAGAUCAUUGAUCAGCUGCAGCUGUUCAUCCAGAGCUUCGACCUGUUUGGUCUGAAGGAGUACUGGCUUUACCUGGACAGACGUCUGUUCUGCAGACUGGAGGAUGUUUACAGAUCCACCGUCAACAAACUGAGAACCAGCCUGUACAGAUACUACGUCAUCAACACCAUCCAGAAAGCUAACCUGGAGAGGACUCAGGAGUUUUUUCAGAAGCAGGCAUUGGAGCUGCAGGGUCAGGCCGAGUGGCGUGAUUGGUUCAUCCUGCCGUUCAUCCCCUGCCCUGAGCAGAACCCUUCCUUCUCUCCGUACUUCUCCCGCCAGUGGGCUGACACCUUCUUGGUUUCUCUGCACAACUUCCUUUCGGUCCUCUUCCAGUGUAUGCCUCAGCCUGUCCUGCUGAGUUUUGAUGCUGAAGUCCAGAAGACAACCAGCCUGACAGAAGAGAACGAACAGCUCCGGCAGCUGCUGUUUGCCCUGCAGACAGAGAGUCGGGACCAGAGGGAUGGAGAUGAAAUGGUCCACCACAAACUGCCGGCAUAUGUCCAGAACAUGGACCGUCUGGGAGACACUGAGCUGGACUUGGUGUCAAGCCAACGAGCCAUCAGCACCACCACCACUCCUUCCAGAAACUUCUUCUCUACAUUCCUACCACAGGGGCGACGCACUCCGGGUAAAUCACCUCAGGUUGCUACUGGCUCUUCACCAAGCCAGGUAGCUGUGAGCAGGAAGGACCCACCAACCAGUCAGCCUGCAAAGUCAAAAGAGACAGUCCAAACUAAGGAGGUGAAGCCAGUUGCCAGUCAGGCAUUAGGUAGUGAACCUGCAAGCUCCCAGUCCCAACAGUCAACAAACCAGCCAACAAACCAGCAAACACAUCCCAGACACAAGAGAAUCCAGGAACAUGAGAAGGAAAGGAAGGAGCUUUUCUCCAAACCACCACCACCACAGACAUCAGAGAAGAAGGGGGAGGCUGGGGAGGUAGAGCCUCCUGCUGAGACCUCCAGCGAACCUCCUGACUCCUCCUCCUCCUCGAACAGUAGGACCUGCGGAGGAGGAACAGAGGGAGGAGGUCUGUCAACAGAACAGCCUUUCAUCAAACUCAGCCAGGAGGAAUACGGAGAACACCACUCUUCCAUCAUGCACUGCAGAGUCGACUGUUCUGGUCGCCGGGUUGCCAGUUUGGAUGUAGAUGGAGUCAUCAAGGUGUGGUCAUUCAACCCCAUCAUACAGACUAAAGCCACCAUCAUGUCCAAGUCUCCUCUACUUUCUCUGGAGUGGGCCACCAAACCCGACAGACUGUUGCUACUAGGCAGCGGUGUUGGCACAGUGCGGCUAUACGAUACAGAUGCAAAGAAGAAUCUGUAUGAGAUGAACAUUGAUGAAACUCAUCCACGUAUCCUGUCUUUAGCUUGCAGUCCUAGCGGUUCAUCAUUCGUGUGUUCGGCGGCAGCUCUCAGUCGAUCUGGAAGCAUCGAGUCUGUUCCUCGACUUCCUAUACCGGUGUCUGGACAGCUGCUGCUCUGGGACACCAAGACUGUCAAACAACAGCUCCAGUUCUCUCUAGAACCUGAACCAGUUGCCAUUAAUUGCACAGCCUUCAACCACAACGGAAACCUGCUGGUGACCGGAGCUGCUGAUGGAGUAAUCAGACUGUUUGAUAUGCAGCGCUAUGAGAGCGCUAUGAGCUGGAGAGCUCAUGACGGAGAAGUUUACAGUGUGGAGUUCAGCUACGAUGAAAACACCGUCUUCAGCAUCGGAGAAGAUGGCAAGUUCAUCCAGUGGAACAUCCAUCGGUGUGGGGUGAAGCAAUCGGAGCAGGUUUUACCUCAGGACGCCACCGGACCUUUUGUCCUGUCAGGGUAUAGCGGAUACAAACAGGUUCAGGUUCCUCGAGGUCGACUCUUCGCCUUCGACUCUGAAGGACAACACGUCUUGACCUGUUCCAGCACCGGAGGACUCAUAUACAGACUGACCAAUGGGGAUCAGGCUCUGGAUAGUGUGCUGUCGCUGGGUGGGCACAAAGCGCCGGUAGUGACAGUUGAUUGGUGCUCUGCAGUGGACUGUGGCACCUGCCUGACUGCCUCUAUGGAUGGGAAGAUCAAACUGAGCACGCUCCUGGCACAGAAGUCCUGACUGAAGACUUGAUAAGAGGACACUCGAUGGGUCAGAGGUCAUUAGACAUUCAGUUUGCUCAUUUACUGAUGAAGAUUAUUUCAGAAUCUAAUAAAUAUGUCAACAUUUUCAUGACGUGAUACAAGCAGUGAAAACUCACCAACCUGUUGCAAAUUCAUAUUAACAUUAAAAUCCCAGUA